Caenorhabditis elegans is the source of this 1020-nucleotide messenger RNA. RefSeq names its product Serpentine Receptor, class D (delta) (gene srd-74). Bases 13 to 984 code for a protein of 323 amino acids. The transcript has 6 exons. The record is from RefSeq and is marked reviewed. Gene Ontology annotation, cellular component: membrane. Lineage: Eukaryota; Metazoa; Nematoda; Chromadorea; Rhabditida; Rhabditidae.
AACUUUUACCUAAUGGAUGAGAGCGUUGCAAUGUUUGUAAACUACUACUACAUUGCCUAUGUGAUUUUCGCGUUGCCAUUGAAUUUUCUAUUGAUUUUCCUGAUUUGGUUCAAGUCGCCGGUGUCUUUCAGCGCGUAUAGACUACUUCUGCUCUACACCAGUAUCAGUGAGACUUUUCUCAUCGUUUUCUCGUUUUUGUUACAAAUGAGAAUCAUCAGCGCCGGCGAAUCGGUCGCCUUGGUACCAUAUGGCCCUCUUCGGCAUGCGUCUCCUGUGAUUGCCUUCAUAGGUUAUAAUUUUUAUAAUUUAUUUCUUUGCACCACAAAUCUCUCAAUACUAUUGUCCAUGUACUAUCGGUACUCGUUGAUUUGUCACGGAAAGUGCGAGAAUUUAGCGUUGAGUCGAAAUUUCGGAGUAACGUUGGUGAUUUCUGUUGGAAUGCUGGUAGCAAUUUUAAUUCCUCCAUACGACUUCCCUACAGUAACCCUGAACACGGAAAGAUCGUAUCCCAACUAUCACCUAUUAGAUACUUUCGGCGAAUAUGGAGGCUUCAAGUCGACAACUCGGCUGGUUUAUCUUAUCAAUACCACAAUUCUCAUGGGAAUUCCCUACAUGAUGCCCGUUUUCAUUCUGUACUGGAGACAUCAGAUCUUCAAUCAAAUCAACGAAGUUCAGACACAUUUGAGUGAACGAACCAAGAAAUCGUCGUUGGAUUUGGUGAGGGCACUCACAAUGCAGGCAAUGUUCCCGAUGGUAUGCCUUCUUCCCAAUGUUGCAUACUUCCUUGUGGCGCAGCGAAUCCACAUCGAGUUCGAGAUUGCCGAGUUCGUGCCGUUUCCAACCUGCGUCAUCCCGUGCCUCAUCGAUCCGAUUCUAACGAUCUACUACGUUGCACCAUAUAGGAGUUUUGUGACGCGGCGGCAGAGAAGUGUCUCGAUUGGGGUGACGUUGUCCGUGGCGCAGUCUUCCGCGAGGACUAUUUGAUUUUUUUUAAAUAUUAAUAAAGUUUAUUUCAAUUGU